AUGAAAACAAGCUCCUAUUCAGCUCCAGCUGCCGUCGAGAGAAAUCCACCGAGUGUCUUCACGAAAAGAGACUCAAUUUUGAGCAUUGAGAAUUGUUUGGGACAAUCUUCGGCGAUCAAACAAAAUCAAGGGAUUUCAUCAAGUCGGCCUCAUUGGAAUUCAAACAAUGAUUCUUUUGUAAACAAUAAUAAUCGAGCUCAUACAGUGGACAGUUCUUCAGGAAAAUUCCAUUCCUCCUCUCAACAACAAGCUUCGCUCCUGCCUGCUAACAGAGCAAUUCCAAAACGAAAACUCAUGGUGAUGAACAUGUUACAAAAUCAAUUAGAAGAACAGAGACGAAAGAAAGUAACAGAGCAACAACAGGAAUAUUUACAAUCUAGUUCCUCUUCAUCAUCGUCACAAAAUGUGAAUCGAAUGACCAUUAAUCAUAAUGUAAUUUCGAACAGUGACGAACAACAAGGCAUGUUUCAAGAGUUGAAAGAAUUUUUAAAUCCUUAUGGACUCGAAGAAGACCAUUCUCCAAUCACCAACAAUUUCAAUGCUUCGAAGAUGCAGUUUCCAUAUAAUCCUGAGAUUACUUCUCAUUCCAAUGUUUCUCCUCUCAUUCUUCAACACAACAAUUUACUGUUCAAUAUAGGUGAGACAACACCACAUUUAUCCACCUUUCGAAAAACACAUCAUCCCAAAGAAUACUUUGUAAAAAUUACAAAUUUACCCAACUCCAUCUCUAAAGAUGACAUUCAUCAUUUAAUUCUCGAACGUUGUAAAAUUAUUUCAGAAAAUAUUCAACUUAGGCAAGAAAAAAACAAGGUUCAGAAAUACGCCCUUAUUGAUAUGAAAUCAAAAUCAGAAGCGCAAGAAGUUAAAGAGAAUAUUGAGGGCUUGAAAAUGGAUAAGCAUGAACUGAAGGUCAAAAUUAAAGUGAAAAAGCUCAUCAAAAACAAAACAUCAGCUUGCAAUGAGAAGAAUGAGACGUGUGACAACCAAAACAAAGAUUCGAACAACAAGGAACAAGCAUGUAUCUCCUCAGAAUGCAUCAUGACAAAUAGAAAACACGCUCCUCCAGCCAUAGAAAAAUUUUUUACAUCCAUACCAAUCGAUUACAAAAUUACGGAAUCAGUCGAAGAUAUUUUAGGUUAUACCUAUUGCAACAAAUCCUAUUUAAUGAUUGCUCUCACACAUGGUCAUCCCACUAUGAAGGAAUGGGUAACCGAAUCAAGGAAAAUGAUUUCAACAUUUCUCGAAGAUCCUCAUUUCGUCAUUUAUGUCGACAACCCAACCUUCAACACGUUGAUAUCACAUACUCACAAUGAAAUUGAGCAGUCCAUUAUCAUGUCUGCUCUCAUGAAGUUAAACAUGUUGGAUCAAUACUGUAACAAGUUCACUAGCGGUUAUAAUGUAGUGUCUGUUUCAGAAUUGGCUGAUUGUUUCUUGUCAUUGAUGCAUUCCGUGAAGGAAGAUUGUGAAGGUGAUGAAGAAGAAUUGAAAGUCGUUCUGUGGAGAAUGUAUCAACCUUUGGGAUGUCUAGUGAGUGCAAAUAUAUCGGAAGAAGAUCUCGCAAUGUUAAUUCAACGCGAAUCUACUUUAUGCCAAAAUACCAUUCCAGCAAUGUCCUCCACCAACAACAAAUGCUCAGCGUCAAAUUUCAGCCAUCUUCUCCAUCAAAAUUUAGUUACGGCCCCCAAUGGAGACUUAAAUUAUGAAGGGAUGAUUUUUUCAGAGGAGUGUUUAGGAAAGGCACUUCAUUAUGCCUCUCGAGCGUCAAGCAAAACCACUUCUUCGAUUAAGGCCUUGAUACGACGAGGAGCCGAUCCAAAUUUUCGACUUCAGGGUUUUACUCCUCUGAUGAUUGCUAAAACUCCUUCUCAAAUCAAAACUCUCAUUCAAUAUGGAGCUGCACUCGAUGAAGUGAGCGAACCCCACGGCCUUAAUGUGCUAAGAUGUGCAGUGGAGAGAAGAAAUCUGUCAGUUGUGACCUACUUGUUGGAAGAAUUUGCUUUUGUGAAAAUUCCUGACGACCAAAUACGACAAGCAACCGAUCAUGCGAUCCAUCUCUUGUCUCGCGAUCAAUUGGAAGAAAAGAAGAAGACAAAAUUGUUUGAAAUUAUUGAAGUGUUACAAAAUACCUUAGAAUCUCACAUGGAAUAA
Naegleria fowleri is the source of this 2148-nucleotide messenger RNA. RefSeq lists its product as uncharacterized. NCBI's taxonomy places the organism in Eukaryota, Heterolobosea, Eutetramitea, Acrasida, Naegleriidae. The coding region runs from base 1 to 2148 and encodes 715 amino acids. The transcript has a single exon. The record is from RefSeq and is a predicted model, not a curated record. Gene Ontology annotation, molecular function: protein binding; RNA binding.